Messenger RNA from Gekko japonicus, 1477 nucleotides. It is a transcript of the gene EIF3E, whose product is annotated as eukaryotic translation initiation factor 3 subunit E. NCBI's taxonomy places the organism in Eukaryota, Metazoa, Chordata, Lepidosauria, Squamata, Gekkonidae. The record is from RefSeq and is a predicted model, not a curated record. Gene Ontology annotation, biological process: translational initiation. Gene Ontology annotation, cellular component: cytoplasm; eukaryotic translation initiation factor 3 complex; nucleus. Gene Ontology annotation, molecular function: translation initiation factor activity. The coding region runs from base 22 to 1359 and encodes 445 amino acids. The transcript has 13 exons.
CCUUUCAUCCGCGCGUUCAAGAUGGCGGAGUACGACUUGACGACUAGCAUCGCUCACUUCUUAGACCGGCAUUUGGUCUUCCCGCUUCUCGAGUUCCUUUCCGUCAAAGAGAUAUACAAUGAAAAGGAAUUACUUCAAGGAAAACUGGAUCUCCUUAGUGAUACCAAUAUGGUGGAUUUUGCUAUGGAUGUCUACAAAAACCUUUAUUCUGAUGAUAUUCCUCAUGCUUUGCGUGAAAAGAGAACCACAGUUGUUGCACAGCUGAAACAACUUCAGGCAGAAACUGAACCAAUUGUCAAGAUGUUUGAAGACCCAGAAACUACCCGGCAGAUGCAGUCUACCAGGGAUGGUCGGAUGCUGUUUGACUACUUAGCGGAUAAGCAUGGUUUUAGGCAGGAGUAUCUAGAUACGCUUUAUAGGUAUGCAAAAUUCCAGUAUGAAUGUGGCAACUAUUCAGGAGCAGCCGAAUACCUCUACUUUUUCAGAGUGUUGGUUCCGUCAACGGAUAGAAACGCUUUGAGUUCUCUCUGGGGAAAACUGGCAUCUGAGAUUCUGAUGCAGAACUGGGAUGCUGCCAUGGAGGACCUCACAAGACUGAAAGAGACAAUUGACAAUAACUCGGUCAGCUCUCCACUGCAGUCUCUUCAGCAGAGAACGUGGCUCAUCCACUGGUCUCUUUUUGUUUUCUUCAACCAUCCUAAAGGCAGAGACAACAUCAUCGACCUCUUUCUCUAUCAGCCCCAGUAUCUUAAUGCAAUUCAAACAAUGUGCCCACAUAUUCUUCGGUAUCUGACUACAGCAGUGAUAACGAACAAAGAUGUUCGGAAGCGUAGACAAGUGUUGAAAGACUUGGUCAAGGUUAUUCAGCAGGAAUCCUAUACCUACAAGGACCCAAUAACUGAGUUCGUGGAAUGUUUAUAUGUGAACUUUGACUUCGAUGGAGCGCAGAAGAAGCUAAGAGAAUGUGAAUCAGUUCUUGUGAAUGACUUUUUCUUAGUGGCUUGUCUAGAAGACUUCAUUGAAAAUGCCCGCCUCUUUAUAUUUGAAACCUUCUGCCGCAUCCACCAGUGCAUCAGCAUCAAUAUGUUGGCAGAUAAGCUAAACAUGACUCCAGAAGAAGCUGAGCGAUGGAUUGUGAAUUUAAUUCGGAAUGCAAGGCUGGAUGCCAAGAUAGAUUCAAAACUGGGUCACGUAGUGAUGGGAAACAAUGCUGUGUCACCUUAUCAGCAAGUGAUUGAGAAGACCAAAAGCUUGUCUUUCCGGAGUCAGAUGCUGGCUAUGAAUAUUGAGAAAAAACUGAACCAGGGCGGUAGGUCUGAGGCACCUAACUGGGCUACUCAAGACUCUGGCUUUUACUGAAACACUUCUGGCGAAGAAAGACAAAUUUCCAUUCGAUAAGGACAUACUUUAAUUAUGUACUGUUUUGAAGAGGGUGGUAAUUAUGUGAACUUUGCAGCACAUAAUUUGAAUAAAAUUG